Molecule: messenger RNA, 966 nt
Organism: Symbiodinium natans
Lineage: Eukaryota; Dinophyceae; Suessiales; Symbiodiniaceae
Source: the annotation of a GenBank genome assembly
AUGUUCUUGAAGCUCCUGCCGCUUUUGGCCACUGGAUUUGUGGGAUGCUAUGGUGUCGAUGGUGUCGGAACCGACCUGUGGACCAACUUUCUCAUCUUUGAUCAUCACUACCUGCCGAUGGCAAAGUGCUGGUUUCAAUGGUUUAAGAAGAGCGCCUCCGCUCGCCCACUGCAAGUUGGUUGCAUGGACGGCCCUUCUUGUGCAGAAGCGGAGCUUUGGCGACAGAGCUUGCAGAACAAGGUUGGAGGAAUGAACAUCACAAACGUUCUCAACCCCAGUCAAGUUGAGCAGACCUGGGUAGAUAUGUCAAUUUCGACGGAAGGGGAGAUGAAGCUUGUGCAGCCACAUCCUGGCCACAGGCAGAUGAUCCGAAGUGAGGUUUCAACUGGUUCGGAUUUUCCCAGAGGCAACUACAUUCAAAUGUAUCACAAGAUGCUCUGGGACUCACUGAGCCAGAAGAAUGCUGUUCUGCAUCUUGACGUUGACGCUCUGUGGUUGCGGAGUCCUGAUUCGAGCCUGGCCCGGGUGCUGGAGCAGUUCCCAGAUGCUGACAUAAUUUCAUCUUCCAGUACGGAGUGGGACCCAAAGAAGAUUUCAGACAAAUGGGGUUUCGUCUUGAAUGUUGGCUUUAUCAUGUACAGAAACACUGAAAGGGUACGGGAGCUUUUCGAAGAUGAUCUCUUGUCGGUCCCGACGGAAAAGCAGUCUUGUCAGGUACUUCUGAACUUUGCAUUGGACCGCAGGGGCUGCCAAUGGAGUGGAAGCAGCCUUGAAAACCGGGUCGGGAUCUGUGGCGGAAUCAAAGUCAUCGCCCUUCCACAAACUUUCGUCUCGAGAGCAACUGAUUUGGUGUACAACCCAGAAGAUCCUACAAUGCCAAUCAUUGCCCAUCCGGACACUGGGCUCUUGCAUCUCACUGGCAUAAAUAGGAUGGAGAAGUUUCGCAAGAUGGGUUUAUGUACAUAG